Petromyzon marinus (sea lamprey) is the source of this 2569-nucleotide messenger RNA. It is a transcript of the gene PIBF1, whose product is annotated as progesterone immunomodulatory binding factor 1. Gene Ontology annotation, biological process: cilium assembly. The record is from RefSeq and is a predicted model, not a curated record. Lineage: Eukaryota; Metazoa; Chordata; Hyperoartia; Petromyzontiformes; Petromyzontidae. Gene Ontology annotation, cellular component: microtubule organizing center.
UUUAUAUAAAUUUUCUUUACGGCAAACGGUCGCCCGUCAGCUGGCGCGUUGCCCCUGGCAACCCGCGGGCGCGCCAGCGUUCGAAAGCAGCGGGCCAUCAGCCUCACAGAUAAUGAACACGUUAACAAUUAAUUAGCUCGCUAAUCAACUCGAUAAAUUAGCGCGCGAGAUGUCGCGCGAGGUGACGACGGCGACGUCGCUGUCGCUGAGCGAGCUCGACUCGGAGGAUCUUCUGAGCUUCGAGAGCUCGGGCCCAGCAGCGGAAGCCGCCGCCGCUGCUGGGCCCGAGGUGAGGGCCGCGCUUCAGCUGUGUCGCGUGCGGCUCUCUCAGAGCAGGCUAGCAGUGGAGACACUGCAGGCCAGCAGGGACGUGCAGGUGGAGGAGCUGGAGGAAAAGCUGAGCGAUGCGCUGAACGAGAAGAAGCUGCUGCAGGCUCGCCUGGAGAGCCAGCUCCAGCUGCAGGAGGAGGAGGCGAGGGCCCGGCAGGAGCGCACGCAGCGGGAGGUGGACGCCAUCGUGACGCGGCUGCGCGAGGUGGAGGAGCGCAACCGCGAGCUGAGCGACCGCGGUGGAGCGCUGCGCCGGGGCCUCGUCGACCUCGAGCUCACCCCCGAGCAGCGCUCGGCGCUCGGAGCGCUGCCCGCCGAGCAGCGCAACCUUCGCGAGCACAUGCAGGUGCUGCUGUUCGACGCGGUUCACCCGCUGCGGGAGGAGUGCAGGAAGCUGAGCGAGCUGAAGAGCCGGCUGGGUGGCGAGCUGGGCGCCUGCCGGGCCGAGGUUCACAGCCUGACCCAGGGCUUGGAGGAUGAGCGGCGUCGCCGUGGCGACCUAGAGACCCGUUGCCAGCGACUACUGUUGGAGCUCGAGGACGCCCGGCAACAGCUGGCCCUCGGGGACCAUCGCCGUGACAACUACGACCGUGUCAAGAACGAGCGGGACGCGCUGGAGCAGGACAGCGAGGGCUCCAAGCGGCGGCUGCAGGAGCUCGAGAUGAUUUCGGCGGCGGUCACCAAGGAGCGGAGCGAGCUGGCCUCCGAGGUGGCCGCUCUGCGCCAGACGGUCUCGCUGCUGCAGAAAGACAAAGACUACCUGGCGAGGAAAGUGUCGGAGUUGGAAGCGCGCAGCUCGGUCGAGACAGAGCGAGCAGAGAGAGCACAGGCACAGCUGGAGCUGGCAAAGCACGGGCGUGAAGAGGCGUACGAGAAGUACCUGAGCGCCCGGGAGCAGUACAAGUCCGAGUACGAGAUGAGGCUGCGGGACGAGAUGGACGCAGUCCGCGCGCAGACCAACCAGGAGAUGGAGCGGCUCAGGCUCAACGGGAACGAGAUCUACGAGCGGGAGAACAGGAGCCUGCGGGAGGCUCGUGACGGAGCGAUCGCGGAGAGGGACCGGGCGCGCGAGACCGAGAGACAGGCGACGGAGAAAAACGAUGUGCUCAUGGCACGCCUGGCGCAGGGGCAGCACGCGUGGGACACCAAGGCGGCGGAGCUGGGCGGGCAGCUCAAGGUGAAGACGUUCGAGGCGGAGAGGGCACUGCUGGUGCAGGAGGAGACCCAGCGCACGCUAGGCCUCUGCCAGCUGCAGUGCGACAAGUACCAGGCCAAGGUGGAGCUGCUCACGAGGGAGUUCUACGCGCUGCAGGCCGCCAGCGAGCGGCGCGCCACGGAGCUGAGCUCCCAGAACGCCGAGCUGCGAGCGCGCGUCGACACGUACGAGCGCCUGGAGGCGGAGCUGGACGACGUGGUCAUGCAGUCGGCGCAGAUGGAGAGCGAAGAGGAGGCGGAGAGGGUUCUCUUCUCGUACGGUUACGGCGCGAACGUCCCCACCACCGCAAAGAGGCGCCUCAAACAAAGCGUGCACCUAGCCCGGCGCAUCCUGGCGCUGGAGAAACAGAACACGCUGCUCCGGAAAGACCUGGAGUCUCACCAGCAGCAGGAGCAGGCCAUCGCCAAAGAGCUGGAGAGCGCCAACUCGCUGCUGAGCGGGGUCCAGCAGCCGCACGCCUACCUCGUGGAGCGCCUGCGGGAGCGGGACCGGCAGCUGCGGGACCUGGCCGACAAGGCGGCCAAGCUGGAGGCGCUAGUCGGUGACCUCCGCAAGGAGCGCGCCACCCUGCAGCGCACACGGGACCACAUGUCGGCCGACCUGGAGCGACUGCUCAACCAGAAAGAGGAGCUGGCCGUGAUGCGCCAGGUGGUGCUGGCCCUGCAGCAGCGUCGCGGUGCCGGCGACGGAGACGCGGCCGCCGUCCCCCCCGGCGGCGCGGCGGCGCUGCGGGGGGCCCGACUCCCCGCUCCGUCCGUCUCCAGGGCCGAAGGGCCGCUGUCGUCGCCGCACAAGCCGCGGCCCACGGUGUUUACGAAGCCCAGGAAGGCGCCGUCUAAAGCAGCACCCACAUCGUGAGCUCCUGCGGCGACCUCCCGCUCCCUCACCCCCUCCGCCACGCAGUGGAAGCCGUGCGGGGGCUCCCCUUUAAACCCCCCCCUACGUACGGUGCGAAAGAAGUUCAACAUGCAAAGACGGAGAUCCCCCCCCCCACCGUGUAGCCUGAACAGACUGUUGGGGCAA